CUCCACCCGUUCGUCCAACAUCUGGAAACGACGCAACAUAAAAAACUGCCUAUAACAAUAACUAAAGAAUAUCUACGCUAAAUUGUUGAAUAUUAGGUUAAAACUCUCACAUUCUAAUACCACGUUCAUGAGCAAUGGCAGAGCAACUUGGUACCAUAAGAAGAAAGUUUAUUGAAUCGGUGUCCAAAGCAGUGAUCAGUGAGCUUCUGGACGGCCUUUUAGAGGAUGGCGUCUUGAAUGAUGGAGAGAAAGACUCUAUACUUGAGGAGAACUGUGGCAGAGCAGACAGAGCACGAACUCUCAUCGACACCGUGAAGAGGAAAGGAGAUGCAGCCAGUAAAAAGAUGAUCGUUUACCUUCAACAGACCGAUCCAACACUUUACUCGGAACUGGGUCUGUCCCCACCUGUCUGAGCCUCCAUCAGUGGUGAACUUUGACCUGCCGUUAUUGUUGUACUUUGACCUGUGUUUAUUACGCAUAUACAGAACUACUUGUAUUAUUAAGCUCGGUGACAGGUGUAAUUUAGAUAAUGUUUUUUUUUAAUUCAUACAUAAAUAAUGUAUGUGAAUUUGUCUUAAAAAAUUAAAACUAUUGCAACCUG
Betta splendens (Siamese fighting fish) is the source of this 601-nucleotide messenger RNA. Its product is annotated as caspase recruitment domain-containing protein 18-like. The coding region runs from base 135 to 413 and encodes 92 amino acids. The record is from RefSeq and is a predicted model, not a curated record. NCBI's taxonomy places the organism in Eukaryota, Metazoa, Chordata, Actinopteri, Anabantiformes, Osphronemidae. Gene Ontology annotation, molecular function: cysteine-type endopeptidase activity. The transcript has 2 exons. Gene Ontology annotation, biological process: regulation of apoptotic process; proteolysis.